Triticum turgidum subsp. durum (durum wheat) is the source of this 204-nucleotide messenger RNA. NCBI's taxonomy places the organism in Eukaryota, Viridiplantae, Streptophyta, Magnoliopsida, Poales, Poaceae. The record is from the annotation of a GenBank genome assembly.
AUGGCGACGCUGCCACAGCGGUUCAAGCUGCUGGCGACGCGGUGCGCGGCGGGGGCGCCCAGCCCCUCGCGCAGCCCCGCGCCGAGGUUCCGGGCCGCCGGCGGGGGCCUCCGGAGCCUCCUGAUGCGGCGGAGCUGGCGGCCGGUGCUGGUGGCGAUCCCGGAGAGCGAGGGCAAGAUCGAGCUCGGCGCCAUCGAGGAGUAG